This is a messenger RNA of Pseudozyma hubeiensis SY62, 306 nucleotides long. RefSeq lists its product as hypothetical. The transcript has a single exon. The record is from RefSeq and is a predicted model, not a curated record. NCBI's taxonomy places the organism in Eukaryota, Fungi, Basidiomycota, Ustilaginomycetes, Ustilaginales, Ustilaginaceae. The coding region runs from base 1 to 306 and encodes 101 amino acids.
AUGACGCGCGUGUGGAUCGCGCUGAUUGGAGUGGUGGCGCCUGUGCUCGUCAUGUGGUCGCGGGUCAGAUUGGGUGUUCACACUCCGUCACAGACGCUGGCAGGCGCCUGUCUCGGCGUCACAAAGGCCUGCCUCUGGUUCACAGCAUGGAACGGCAUACAGAUCUUCCUGGACACUCCAUCGAGCCAGCACGACACCGCAUCGACGUCGAUACUGCGCGACGGCCUGAAGAACACAGUCGGCGUUCGAGUGGAUAGUUGGAUUGCGCAAGCGGAAGUCAGCCUUGGGCGAGCAAUGCGGUCCUAA